Messenger RNA from Paramecium sonneborni, 155 nucleotides. NCBI's taxonomy places the organism in Eukaryota, Ciliophora, Oligohymenophorea, Peniculida, Parameciidae. The record is from the annotation of a GenBank genome assembly.
UUUUAAUUGAUAAUAUACUGUAAGUAGGUGUAUGGAAAUAAUAGAUAAGUUGAAUAAGAUGAAUUUUGGGAAGGAUGGUUUAAGUAUUGUAAUAGAAAAUAGAUAUAGAAAAAUAAAAGAGAGAGAUAAUGAAAAAUAGAAUUGAGAGUAAUAGG